AUGGAUAAGUAUGAUUAUGAUGCUCUGAUCGUGGGCUCGGGCCCCAUUGGUGCCACCUACGCCAGGCUUCUAGUCGAGGCGGGUUACAAGGUACUGAUGGUCGAGGCUGGUGCACAAGAGAGCGAACACGCUGGGGAGCACAAGAAGAACGCUGUAGCCUUCCAGAAAGACAUUGAUGCUUUUGUCAAGGAAAACCAAAUAUACAAUGGGCAGAAUCCCAAACAGGAUCCAACGGUGAACCUUGACGCGAACGCCGUGGCACGCAAUGUGGGCGGCAUGUCCACCCAUUGGACCUGUGCGACCCCCGAACAACUUAAAGGGCUGGAACGCUCGACCAUCUUCACAGACGACGAAUGGACCGCACUGUAUAAGCGUGCGAAAGACCUCAUUGGAACGCGCACAGAUGUUUUAGAGGAUUCAAUUCGCCAAGAACUGGUCCUCCAGAUCCUAAAGGACGAAGAAACCAAAAAAAACAAGGAUUUUAUUAUCUGGUCGUCGUCCUCCACUAUCCUUGACCCAAUUAAAGAUAAAAAGGACGAUGAUGGAGAGCACCUCUUUACUCUAUGGUCGCAGUGCAUUUGCGAUAGACUUCACUUUGAGGAUACAAAGGACAAAGAGGGAGCGGUCAAGUGUGCCCAGUUACUCCACUUCCGCACGAACAAGGAACAAUACGUCCGGGCCAACAAAUACAUCAUCUGCGGUGGAUCGAUACUCACGCCACAGUUACUAUAUAAGUCAGGGUUCAAGCCGAAAGAAAAGAUGUCUAAAGAGACGCCUACUUACCUCCGGCUUCCAGCUUUGGGACACAAUCUGACCGAGCAAACCAUGUGCUUUUGCCAGAUCGUCUUGAACAAAUCCUGGAUCAACGCAGUGGCCGACGAUAACCACAAUCCAUACCCGAACGAUCCUCAAAAGAAGGAAGCAUGGGAAAAACUCAGGGCAAAGUGGAAGCCGAAAGUGGACCAGCACAAGGAAGAGACCAUAGCGCAAGGUUAUGAGGAUCCGUUACCGUUUCCGUUUAACGACUUAGACCCUCAGGUUACCCUUCCCCUGUCGGAGUGCUAUCCCUGGCACACUCAAAUCCACCGUGACGCGUUCUCCUAUGGCGCAGCGCCCCCAGCGAUUGACAAGCGAACCAUUGUUGAUCUGCGAUUUUUCGGAAUGGUGAAGCCCAGCUGGGACAACUGCGUGACGUUUGAAGAUGAUAUCCAGGAUGGCUACGGCAUGCCGCAGCCUACAUUCAAAUUCACACUCGGUGAAGAGGACCGCGAGAACUCCCAUAGAAUGAUGCAAGACAUGGAAAAAGUAGCUGGUAGCUUGGGUGGCUAUCUCCCCGGCUCCGAGCCCCAGUUCCUGGCCCCUGGCCUGGCACUGCACGUUUGUGGCACCACGGCGGCUGGGAAGGAGAAAGAGGUUUCAUGCUGUGAUUUGAACAGUAAGGUCUGGGAUUUCAACAAUCUCUACCUGGGAGGGCUGAAUGUUAUCCCCGGUUCGAACGGCUCUAAUCCCACUUUGACUGCAAUUUGCUUUGCCAUCCAAGGAGCGGAAGAUGUCGUUAGCAGCUUGAAGGCGAAUAAGUAG
Molecule: messenger RNA, 1581 nt
Organism: Penicillium maclennaniae
Lineage: Eukaryota; Fungi; Ascomycota; Eurotiomycetes; Eurotiales; Aspergillaceae
Exons: 7
Coding region: 1-1581 (526 amino acids)
Molecular function (GO): FAD binding; oxidoreductase activity, acting on CH-OH group of donors
Source: RefSeq, a predicted model, not a curated record